Triplophysa dalaica is the source of this 1862-nucleotide messenger RNA. RefSeq names its product butyrophilin subfamily 1 member A1-like. The record is from RefSeq and is a predicted model, not a curated record. Bases 161 to 1573 code for a protein of 470 amino acids. Gene Ontology annotation, molecular function: protein binding. NCBI's taxonomy places the organism in Eukaryota, Metazoa, Chordata, Actinopteri, Cypriniformes, Nemacheilidae. The transcript has 8 exons.
GCCGUGAACACUUCAGGUGAGAAGAGAAAGUGAAAAUAAAAGUGUUCCUGUUUAAUCUUCACCAAAACUCUCAUCGACAGAAUUUAUUCUCACACUUCAGACGAUUGUAAACACAUCAAAUGUUGAGCUGAAGGUCUUUGAGCAGCUGUGUUUUGGAGUGAUGGAGUUCAUUUGUGUGAUUCUGCUGGUUUUUGCUGGAAUAACAGAUUCAGGAGCAGAUGAGUACGAGGUGAUUGGACCUUCAGCUGUGAUGACUGUAUCUGGUGAAGAUGUGAUUCUGCCGUGUUCUAUCAAACCCAACAUCAGUGCUGUGAACAUGAGAGUCGAGUGGAUCAGACUUGAUCUGAAAGACUCAAUAGUUCAUCUGUAUAAAGAUCAUAAAGACAUAAACACAGAUCAGCUUCAGUCGUACAGAGGAAGAACUCAAGUGUUUAAAGAAGAACUAGAGAAAGGAAACACAUCACUCAAACUCUCAAGAGUCCAAAUCUCUGAUGAAGGACUUUACAAGUGUUUCAUUCAGUCUGAAUCCUGGAGUGAUGACAUCACUGUUAAUGUCACUGUUGAAGCUGUAGGCAGUGUUCCAGUCAUCACUGUAGAUGGGUUUGAUGGUUCUGGUGGUCUUCAUCUACAGUGUGAAUCUAAAGGCUGGUAUCCUGAACCUGAUCUUGUGUGGCUGAACAGUGAAGGAGUCACUUUAACAUCUGAAUCUCCAGACACACACAGAGAUGACACAGAUGGAUUCAGUGUGAAACACAAGAUCACUGUAUAUAACACUGACACUAAAUAUCACUGCAGAGUCAGAAUGAAUCAUCACAUGAUGGAGGCUGAGAUCAUCACAUCCAGUAAAAUGUUUCACUCUUGGAGAUCUUCAGUGAUUCUGAUAUCAGUUGCUGUUGUUCUCAGUGUGAUCGCUGGAAUACUGAUCAGUGUGUUUGUCUGGAAACAGAGAGAGCAUGAGUUAAUUAGACAGAGAGAGAAGAGGACUGUAGAAAUUGUGACUUCACUGUUAAGAAACUCUUCAGUGAAUGUGACUCUGGAUGCUGAUUCAGCUCAUCCUCGUCUCAUUGUGUCUCAUGAUGGGAAACAAGUGAGAUAUGAAGAACAACAACAAGAAGGAGUGAAGAAUGAAGAUACAGGACAAAAUAACAAGUUUGAUGAAUGUCUCUGUAUUGUUGGAAAUGAAGGAUUCUCUUCAGGGUGUUUUUAUUAUGAGGUGCAGGUGAAGGGGGCAGAUAGAUGGUAUGUGGGUGUGACCAGAGAAUCUGCUCAGAGGAAGGGACGGUUCAGACUGAAUCCUCAGAAUGGAUACUGGACUGUGGAUUUGAUUUCCGGGAAUUAUUGUGCUAAUGAGAAUUCAUUUGUUCUUCUUUCUCUGAGUGUGAAGCCUGAGAGGAUCGGGGUGUUUGUGGAUUAUGAGAAGGGUCGAGUCUCAUUUUAUGAUGUGAAGUCCAUGUGUCAUAUUUACUCUUUUACUGAUCAAUCUUUCACUAAGAAACUAUAUCCUGUUUUAUCUUUGGGUUAUGAAUCAUAUAACAGCCCUGGUCCACUCAUCAUCUGUAGUGAUCUCUCAUGAGAUCUGAUAAACAUCUGAUCUGAAUAUAAAGUGAGGAGAGAAUAACAGACAGAGAUCAGAAUAAACAUUUUCAUGAACAACAGGAUCUUGUGAUUAUAAAUUCAGUAAACUCAGAAAUAAUCUCUCUCUUUAAUGUCUUUAUUCUUCAUGACUCUUCUGUCUCAUUCUUAAUUCUUCAUUAAAUCUUCAGCAAGUUUUCUUCCAAACAUUCACUUCUGUUCAAAAGUCUAGAGUCACUCAUUCUUUACAUUUUAGGAUAAAAGUAAACUUUCAAAAAUAGGUUUUCACA